Onychostoma macrolepis is the source of this 561-nucleotide messenger RNA. RefSeq names its product LSM5 homolog, U6 small nuclear RNA and mRNA degradation associated (gene lsm5). The coding region runs from base 78 to 353 and encodes 91 amino acids. The transcript has 5 exons. Gene Ontology annotation, cellular component: U6 snRNP; Lsm1-7-Pat1 complex; U4/U6 x U5 tri-snRNP complex. NCBI's taxonomy places the organism in Eukaryota, Metazoa, Chordata, Actinopteri, Cypriniformes, Cyprinidae. Gene Ontology annotation, biological process: mRNA splicing, via spliceosome. Gene Ontology annotation, molecular function: RNA binding. The record is from RefSeq and is a predicted model, not a curated record.
AUCGAUAGCUGGUAAGAUCGAUUUCUCAUGUCUGUAUUUUUGUUUUCAGUAGUCGAUUACUUAGGUCUGUUAUCAAAAUGGCGGCAAUCGCGGCAACGAAUCCCUCGCAGCUUUUACCUCUCGAGCUGGUGGAUAAAUGCAUUGGCUCACGGAUUCACAUCGUCAUGAAGAACGAUAAAGAGAUUGUGGGAACUCUGCUCGGAUUUGAUGACUUUGUCAACAUGGUUCUUGAGGAUGUGACAGAGUUUGAAAUCACUCCAGAAGGAAGAAGAAUCACAAAGCUGGAUCAGAUUCUACUGAAUGGCAAUAACAUCACAAUGUUGAUUCCAGGAGGAGAAGGACCAGAAGUGUGAAAUAUGUAGCACCUUCCACAAAAUAAAUAUACAAUUUAUGUUCCUGUUUCAUGAAAGAAACCUGAAAAUUGAUCACUUAUUGUUUUCAAACAUCUAUUUUCAUUUUAUGAGAGGAGUUUUUCCACAUUAGUUCUUUCUAUUCUUUAACCGAUCCAAAAAAGUUUUUGUAAACUUUUGUUGCUUGUUACAAUAAAACAAAUAAAAUGAA